CCCAUGGAGGGUUGAAUGCGGAAAUAUUGACGAGGCCACCUGCGCACUGUAGGACAUCAUCCAAAAACGCUUGGAGGUGCAGCAGCCAUGAAACCCCGACUGCACUUGGUGGUGGACCCCGCGGGCUGGCUGUGCGUCGGCGUCGUCUUCGGGAUCUGGCUCUACAAUUCCGUCUUCGUUCCCGAGCUGGUUCUGCUGCCGCACUACAGAGAAGGCCACAUACCCUGGGCUGUCGUCAUUUGUUAUUACGCCGCGUCAGCGCUCUGCUUUGUGGCCCUGCUCAGGGCAUCCACGGCGGAUCCCGGCCACCUUCCGACGAACCCGCAUAUACCUCAUUCCGAGCGAGAGCACUGGGAACUGUGCAACAAGUGCAACCUAAUGCGACCCAAAAGGACCCAUCACUGCAGUCGUUGUGGUCACUGUGUACGCAGGAUGGACCACCACUGUCCCUGGAUCAAUAACUGCGUGGGGGAAGACAAUCACUGGCUCUUCCUGCAGCUCUGCUUCUACACACAGGUCCUUAGUGGCUUCACGGUGGCGCUGGACUUCUGCCAGUACUAUUACUUCCAGCCCCUCGCGCACCUGGACCAGGAGAAGUUCACGACGCGGCACGAGCUGGCUCUGCUGCGGGCUUCGGCGAUCACGGGCGUGGUCAUGUUCGGCGGCAUUUCGGCCUUGUUUUAUUCCCAGCUGGUCGGCGUCCUCUCGGAUACCACCACUAUCGAGAAGAUGACUCAGUUCUCGAGUGAAAUACACGGCCUGAAGAAAUCGUGGCAGCGGGCGCUGGCCGAGGUGUGCGGCACCCACCGGAAGGCGCUGUGGUUCGUGCCGCUCCGAAGCAGGCGGGCGCUCCUAGCCGGCAGCCGCUUCGGAGCCCAGGUGUAGCCCCCCCCCCCCCCCAAACGGUAUUGUUGGCAGUCAUGCCAGUGGAAGCAGCCGGUAAAAGCAAAACGCUCUCAGGUUGGUUUGAUUAUUAUGAUGUCGUAUUACACAAACACUCCAGCUUAAAAGUUUUACAGCUGUUUUAUUUUUUUCCCACAAUAUUACGCACCGAUCAUCAAUGGUACUCUUGAAGGCACGCUUUUCAACUGUAUUUCUCCAGAUCGCAUCUGUGUCGAGAAUUUUGAAGAUGGAUGUUUUUUAAGAUUCUAUUUAAAAUAAUAUAUUUCAGGUUGGAGUGUUUAUGAUGCUGUUUGAUUGGGUUUGAAGUAUUUUAUGUUUUCUCGUGAGUCUUUUUAAAAAAAAUAAAAAAUAAAAAAAAAAAUUAAAUGCUAUUUUUUGGGGGGAAUUUUUUGGUAAAAUGAAUAAAUGGAAUUUGUAUCAAUUCUUAAUAUUUUUUCACAUCUUUUUGUUUUUCUUUCCUCCCUUUUGUCUUCAAUUGUUAUCUUUUUUCGGUGUUGUAUUUAUUAUUUUUUUCAAAAAAUAUGUGGCCAAUUACGAAUUGUCUAUUGAUCACACCCGACAGCGGUGCUAAGUGUGAAUCGAGUGAUGAUCGUGAAAGAAAUCCCACGCUUACGAAUGGAGUUAUGAUAUUAUUAUGAUUGAAUGUGAUUCAACUAUGCCACUGCUUACAUUACUUACACUGUGUUUCAAAUUAUGACGCAAGUGCUCUUUUUGUUCAUUUUUCUAAAUAGUCAAUGUGGUUUGCAGGCUUUCUCAUAAUGGGGAUUUUAUUGAACAAAACCACCACGGCGAUAAGCAUAUUUUCUCCGAAAUUUGGAACACAGUGUAUUUAUUGCGCCGUUCGUGGGGUUUCUGUGUUUACUACAAAAACAGCAACGUUGUUAUUUAAAAGUGUUCUGUUAAUUUGCACUUGUUUGAGUUUUUGUCCAAAUAGAAGGGGAAUAAAU
Molecule: messenger RNA, 1850 nt
Organism: Phycodurus eques (leafy seadragon)
Lineage: Eukaryota; Metazoa; Chordata; Actinopteri; Syngnathiformes; Syngnathidae
Gene: zdhhc21
Product: zinc finger DHHC-type palmitoyltransferase 21
Exons: 8
Coding region: 88-885 (265 amino acids)
Biological process (GO): peptidyl-L-cysteine S-palmitoylation; protein targeting to membrane
Cellular component (GO): endoplasmic reticulum; Golgi apparatus
Molecular function (GO): protein-cysteine S-palmitoyltransferase activity
Source: RefSeq, a predicted model, not a curated record